Molecule: messenger RNA, 3263 nt
Organism: Pelobates fuscus (common spadefoot toad)
Lineage: Eukaryota; Metazoa; Chordata; Amphibia; Anura; Pelobatidae
Gene: CORO7
Product: coronin 7
Exons: 28
Coding region: 157-2877 (906 amino acids)
Biological process (GO): actin filament organization
Molecular function (GO): actin filament binding
Source: RefSeq, a predicted model, not a curated record
UGGGAGGGGACUCAGGGGAGAGACAGAGAGAGAGAGGAAGGAAGAGAGAGGAAGAGAGACAGCAAGUAAAGCAGAGUGAUAGAGAAGAGACAGACAGACAGGCAGCAGAUCAGGAGCUGACAGACAGCUAGGAAAGGGUUAAAGACUGUCAGCAUCAUGAACCGCUUCAAGGCAUCUAAAUUUAAGAACUGCAUCCCCAAGAUCCCCAAAAAGCAGGACUGGAUUGCAGACAUCGGUGUGGCCUCAUCAUCUUCAAAUGUCAACAAUAUUAAAUGUGGACAACGUCUGAUUGCAUAUAAUACAGACAGUUUGGGGGUCUUGGGACUCACCCCUCUGGAGGUCGUGACUGGUGAGAAGAGGACGGUUUCACACCUGCACUGUCAUUCAGAUCUAGUGUCUGAUUUUGCUUUCUCUCCAUUUAAUGACAAUCUGCUGAUCACUGGAUCGAAUGACCAAACUAUUAAGAUAUGGAAUGUCUCUGAGCCAGGUGAUGCAGGCUCUGCCACCGGUCACCUGGCAGGAAGCGGAGGUCCAGUGCGGGCCCUGCAGUUUCACCCCUCAGCAGAUGCCCUCUUAGUAUCCGCCGCAGGGAAGACAGUGAACAUCUGGGAUAUCUCCAAGGAGGCAAACCUAACAGCCCUGGAUGCUCAUGGAGACCUAGUGCAGGGAGUAUGUUGGAGUCAGGACGGUGUCCUAUUGGGUACAUCCUGCAAGGACAAGAGGCUGAGGGUCUUUGAUGUCAGGAAGAGCAAAGGAGCCGUCCAGGAUGCACAAGGUCAUGACAAUAACAGAGACUCUCGGGUUCUGUGGACGAACUCCAACAAUCACCUUUUAACAUCUGGGUUCAAUCAGGUCAGAGAGCGAGAGGCGCUUCUUUGGGACUUACGCAACUUCAGUCGGCCAGCGACAUCCUUCUCUCUGGAUGCUUCAUCAGGACUGCUGAUCCCACUGUACGAUGUGGACACGGGGCUGCUAAUUCUCGCUGCACAGGGUGAAGGGACAGUGUAUUGCUUGGAGGUCAACACAGAAACACCGUCUAUCGCACAGAUCUCGCAGUGUGUCACAGAGCAGCAGUCUCGUGGUCUAGCCUUGGUUCCCAAGCUGUGCCUGGAUGUGAUGAGCUGUGAACUUCUUCGCCUCCUCCAGCUGACUGACAGGUUCAUUAUUCCCAUCAGUUACAGCAUCCCACGCAAGUCAGUACAAGAACUUCAGAUUGAUCUUUUCCCAGACACAGCUGGUGGCACGCCGGCUCUUUCAGCUAAGAGCUGGUGGGAGGGGGAGAACAAGCAGGUCCAAAAAGUCUCUCUUGACCCAUCCCGCAAACCAGCUCCUGCUUGCCCUUCAAGUGUCGGUAAACAGGCUGUUCGUCGGGAGCGAGAGAUUGUGUCACCUGAUGCUGAGCCAAGUGAAGCUAGUGGCAUUUCGUCUCCUUCCAGCUCGGUCACUAGCCCCUCCAGUGGGAUUGUUUCCAGUACCAGUCAGCGCUCCCUGCAGAAUAUUCUGGGUCCCAGCUCACGAUUACGGCACAUUGAAGGGGUAAUCGUGCACCGCAACAAUCAUAUCACUAACCUGCGAGGCGUUAGCCAGAGCACCCCAGGGGAGUGCGACGGAUUCUGUCUAAACUACCAGCGGUUGGCCCUCCCUCUGGCUGGUCCAGGAGGACAAGUGGCAGUGUUGGAGCUAUCUCAGAGCGGCCGUCUCCCGGACACUCUGCCCACUAUCCAGAAUAAAGUGCCAGUGAUGGACCUCACCUGGGAUCCUUUCAACCCACACAGACUGGUAGCAGGUGGGGAGGACGGAAGAAUACGUGUAUGGCAGAUCCCAGCGAAGGGGCUAACUGAGACUCUCACAGAACCUGAGAUAGUGCUGGUUGGUCACAAUGAGCGGAUUUACACCGUGCGGUUCCACCCCUGCGCCUCCGACCUGCUUGUAUCCUCUUCGUAUGACCUGAUGGUGCGAAUCUGGAACCUGAAGACUGCAAAGAAUGUCCUGACGCUGCAGGGGCAUGAGGAUCAGAUCUUCUCCCUGGCUUGGAGCCCAGAUGGUCGAUUCCUGGCUACCUGCAGCAAAGACCAACGUGUUCGGAUAUACGAGCCACGGAUUUCCAUUAAACCACAGCAGGAGGGACCAGGACCUGAAGGAGCCCGUGGGGCCCGCAUUCUCUGGGUUUGCAAUGGGAAGUACCUGCUGGUGUCUGGAUUUGACAGCAAAAGCGAGCGCCAGCUGUCUCUGUAUAAGCCAGAGGAACUGUCACGUGGCCCUAUCACCUCUCUAAGUAUUGACGUGUCUCCUUCCACCCUCAUCCCACACUAUGACCCCGACACCAGCCUCCUGGUACUAAGUGGCAAGGGUGACACCAGAGCGUUCCUGUACGAGGUGCUGCCAGAUCCCCCCUACUUCCUGGAAUGUAACAGCUUCAACUCUAGUGAUCCGCACAAGGGUUUGCAGUUCAUGCGGAAGGUGGAUUGUGCUGUGCGUGAUGUAGAGGUUUUGCGGGGCAUUCGGCUCAGUAACAGCUCACUCGAACCGAUGGCUUUCCGGGUACCACGUGUCAAGAAAGAGUUUUUCCAAGAUGAUAUUUUCCCCCCAUCGGUUGUGUCCUGGGAACCAGCUCUGUCAGCAGACGAAUGGCUCAGUGGGAAGGAUCGCCAGCAGCGUUCUAUUACUUUGUGUCCUGAAGGCAUGAUACCAGUCAGCCAGGCUCCUAAAGACGCCCCGGUCAAGAAGACUCUUCCGUCAUCUUUCUAUCUUCAGGAGAAAACCGACGAGCAGAAAAAGGAAGAGCUGCUGAGUGCAAUGGUAGCAAAACUGGGAAACCGAGACGAUCCCCUACCGCAGGACGCCUUUGAAGGUGUAGAUGAGGAUGAAUGGGAUUAGCCGUGACCUCCUGUGUCCCCUGCUGCCUCCUCACCCCUCAGCUCUCCGCUGUAGAACUGGAAAUCCUUUGGACAGAAGCUGAGUUUCUGCUACAUUCCAAGCCCAGGGAAAAUAAACUCAGGCUAAGAUGUUUACACUAUCCCCGCAUUCCUACCCAGUCAGUAACUACACUUUCCUCCACCCCAGGGCUGCCGACAGAACAUGUGCUCUUGGACACAGAACGGUCCCUUGACAGAUUCAUUCCACGGUCAUAUCACGGCAGGAAAGCACUUAGCUAUAUGAUGUCGAUAUUAGUAUUUAGACAUUAAAUCAUGGGCCAUGGUGAGGCCUUCUGAAUUCUGUGGCCUUAUCUGUAGGUGGCAUCUUGAUUGUCCCGCGUGCUGUGG